GUUGGCUUUGGUGAAGUCAAGCCCCGCACCGCAGCCCCGAUGACACCUCAGCCCUGGACCUGGACCGGCCUGAGCCACGGUCCCGCGGGACGCUGCUGCGCGCUGUUGGACUGAAGUGUUGAAACACCAUUAGAUGAGCCGUAUUAUGUGAAAAACGACUGUUUUCAAAGUGUCGCUAAAGAGGAAGGCUUUCAGGAGGGAAGGGAAGCGCGUGCGUUUGUGUGUCUGUUCAUCAGCUCCAGGCCGAACAUCCGCCAUGAGCGUCCCCCUUUACGCACCGACUCCCCUACAGCCGGCGCACCUCACUCCCUUCUACAUCGACGACAUCUUGGGUCGAACCGGCACCAGCACCGGCACCACCACCUCCUCUUCAUCCUCCUCCUCUUCGUCGUCCUGCUCCACACCGGUCAUCCCCACGCCGACCCUCCCGUCGCCCAACUCCUCCUUCAGCAGCUUCAUCUCUCCGUACCGCGCACCCAUUUACGAGCCCACGCCGAUCCACCCGGCCCUGAGCCCCCACGCCGCUGCCGCCGCGGCCCUGACGGCCUCCUACGCCUCCGGAGGGGCGUACGCCGGCUCCAUGUACCCGUUCCACCCCCAACACCACCGCUCCAUGGGGGACUACACACAGGCGCUGCUCAGAUACGACCCUCUGGGUAAACCGUUGCUGUGGAGCCCGUUCAUUCAGAGGCCUUUACAUAAACGGAAGGGCGGACAGGUCAGGUUCUCCAACGACCAGACAAUCGAACUGGAGAAGAAGUUCGAGACGCAGAAGUACCUGUCACCUCCGGAGAGGAAAAGACUGGCCAAGAUGUUACAGCUAAGCGAGAGACAGGUUAAAACCUGGUUCCAGAACCGCAGAGCCAAGUGGCGCAGACUGAAGCAGGAGAACCCGCAAGUAUCCAAGAGGGACCUGGAGGAGGGGGGGUCCCCGGGGAAGGCUCAAAGCAGAGGUGACCACAGCCCAGACCGGACCGGACCCCGCAGCCCGGACCGGACCGGCCUCAGAACCCCAGAGCAGAUACUGUCCUCAGCGUGUGCGCGCCCCUCGUCCCCGCAGCAUCAGUCCUACACAGAGCUGGACUCUGACGGGUCAGACUCAGACCAGGAGUUGGACAUAGAAGAGGAGGACGAGUUCUGAAAGAACACACAUGCACACACGCAUGCGCACGCACACACACACACACACACACACACACACACACACACACACACACACACACACACACACACACACACACACAAAGGCCUCAUGUCCGUUCAAGGACAUGAAGGUAAACCAAGACUCUGAGGGGCACGAAUAGGUCAAAGGUCAUGAAGAAGUUCUUUUAAAUCAUAAAUUCAGUUUUUAUAGUUCAUCUACACUGUUGGCCAUAAGGUCGGAAUAAAAUAUGAAUA
Molecule: messenger RNA, 1398 nt
Organism: Sphaeramia orbicularis (orbiculate cardinalfish)
Lineage: Eukaryota; Metazoa; Chordata; Actinopteri; Kurtiformes; Apogonidae
Gene: hhex
Product: hematopoietically expressed homeobox
Exons: 4
Coding region: 257-1141 (294 amino acids)
Biological process (GO): cell differentiation; regulation of transcription by RNA polymerase II
Molecular function (GO): RNA polymerase II cis-regulatory region sequence-specific DNA binding; DNA-binding transcription factor activity, RNA polymerase II-specific
Source: RefSeq, a predicted model, not a curated record